AUGGCACUAUCGGGCCACUCGGGUGAAGCCCAAGAUGAGAACCUACUAGCUGCUGCGGUGAUUCUUCGUUUUUAUGAAGAAGUGGACAUGCCAUCAAUAGGUGAAGGCACAGAGAGCGCACUAAGGGGAAUCCAAAUAUUUCUCGAUGCCCAAGCCCCAUCUGCAGUAGCGGGUUUCGGCCUUCGGCAUGCAGCCUAUUGGAUUGCACUUAGACAAGAAAUCAUCACAGCAUUCAGUAAACAGCGCCCAUUCCGGCUACCAUUAGGGCCGUGUGAGCCAUAUCGCUCUUUUGAACCUGCAGACGAUUACGUCUGGGCCGAUCGCCUCGUAAUCCAUUGCGCCGAUGUAUUGCAAUACUGCUUUGGAUCCGAGGAAGAAGGGACGCCUCAAGAUCAACACCAAUCCUCCAGCACCGGGGUCCUGCACCCCACCCCGGUAACCGACAUGCGCAUAGCACGCUACGAUGAACUUGUCUUGUUUGAAACCCUCUGGACAGAACUUGGUCCGCCGAGUUUCAAACCCAUCUACACGCACGAACCGGAUCGCUCCCUUGGAGAAGUCUUUCCGGAGUUAUGGUAUUUGAAUAAUUGCCACGUCGCAGGGCUGCAAUUUUUCGAGCUGGCCCGUAUUCUCCUCGUUGUUUAUAACCCCAAACUACCACGUCUCGGACCUAGCCAGCGUACUGCGAUGCGGUCGGUGGAUCGAAAAGUGCGGUCAAUGGUGUUGCGACUUUGUGGGAUGGCGCUCUCUAAUCAGCAUAGUCCUCCGGGUCUGGUGACUGCUUCGGUUGCGAUUGGAAUGUGCGGUGAUCGUUUCACCGAUCGUCUCGAGCAAGAAGCGCUUCUGGGUAUUUUGACGAAGCUUAAGGAUGAACAUGCGUAUCCCACGACGAGUAUGCAGGAAUUGCUGAAAGGGGCUUGGGGAUGGGAUGGGUACGAUGGGUUAGAAUAG
Penicillium manginii is the source of this 951-nucleotide messenger RNA. RefSeq lists its product as uncharacterized. The coding region runs from base 1 to 951 and encodes 316 amino acids. The record is from RefSeq and is a predicted model, not a curated record. The transcript is spliced from 2 exons. NCBI's taxonomy places the organism in Eukaryota, Fungi, Ascomycota, Eurotiomycetes, Eurotiales, Aspergillaceae.